Mirounga angustirostris (Northern elephant seal) is the source of this 165-nucleotide messenger RNA. It is a transcript of the gene SMIM31, whose product is annotated as small integral membrane protein 31. The record is from RefSeq and is a predicted model, not a curated record. The annotation marks the transcript as partial. NCBI's taxonomy places the organism in Eukaryota, Metazoa, Chordata, Mammalia, Carnivora, Phocidae. The transcript has 2 exons.
AUGGAGCUUCCAUUCACCAGGCUGGAAAUGGCAUUCAUUUUGUUGGCUUUUGUUAUCUUUUCCUUAUUUACUCUGGCUUCCAUCUACACUAACCCAGACGAGAGGAAUGAAGAAGAAGAAGGAGAAGAAAGAAAAAGAAAGAAAGAAAGAAAGAAAGAAAGAAAG